This is a messenger RNA of Larimichthys crocea (large yellow croaker), 5760 nucleotides long. RefSeq names its product StAR related lipid transfer domain containing 13a (gene stard13a). The record is from RefSeq and is a predicted model, not a curated record. Gene Ontology annotation, molecular function: lipid binding; GTPase activator activity; protein binding. The transcript has 14 exons. The coding region runs from base 746 to 3925 and encodes 1059 amino acids. NCBI's taxonomy places the organism in Eukaryota, Metazoa, Chordata, Actinopteri, Sciaenidae. Gene Ontology annotation, biological process: regulation of Rho protein signal transduction; actin cytoskeleton organization; signal transduction.
ACACUGCAUUUUUCUGGCCUGCAGUGUUAACCAAAAGAAAAAGAGUUCGAGGUCAGAGUCUCCUUGCUGGCCUGCCGGUAGGUUCAGUUGACAUGUAAAGUUAGUGUCCACCAGUCAUCAGUCUGUGACCUCAGGGGCCGGCUAAUGCAAACUCCAGCUGAAAUUAGCCACUUCCUCUGUGGACGUGAUGGGGCAACAGCAGCUCUGGUGAACACAAAGAAGAUGUGGUGGCAUUGACCGGCUUCUUUUAAGAGCAAAGAAGAAGAGAGGAUCGGGAUAUUUCAGUGAAAGAAACAAAAGGGAUGGAGUGAUGAAGGAGAGCAAGCGUGGAUCAUGAGCAGACAAGGUUAAGAGUGGGAGACACAGAAAGAGUAGAGAGGAAAGAAUGUAAAGGAAAGGACACAAGAAAGAAGAAGAGGGCAAAGAUUGGGAACUAAAACAGGAGUCCGGUGUAGGAUAAGGUAGAGGGAGAGCUGUAAAAAUAGAGAGAUAUUGUAUGUGGGUACUAACAAAGCAGAAAGUGCGAGAGAGGAAGUUGAGGAGAAAAUUAGAGGGAAGAGAAAACCUGCAUGGGGCAGGCUGUAAGAGGGAGGUAGAGUUGUAAACACAAGGGUGGAAAGGCAGCGGAGAAUCAUUGCCACUUGAUGGAAAGCUGGAUAGCAGCGAGUGGAAGUGCCAUGGGAUGGAGAAGAAACUUCAGUCUGAGCAAAGGAGAAAGAAAUAGAAGCAUGUUAUCACCCGCACCAUGAGGGCUUCAAAGAUUGAGGCUAAGGAGGCUUGUGAUUGGCUCAGAGCGGCGGGAUUUCCACAGUAUGCCCAGCUCUAUGAAGAUUCCCAGUUUCCCAUUGAUAUUUCCUCAGUGAAAAGGGACCACGACUUUUUGGACCGGGAUCUGGUGGAGCCUCUGUGUCGACGUCUAAAUACUCUGAACAAAUGUGCCUCCAUGAAACUGGAUGUCAGCCACCCCAAGAAGAAAGGCGAUGACUCUGAUGAAGAUGACCCACUGGCCAUCAGUAAAAGAUGGACGUUCGAGUGGAGCAGCAGGCGUUGGUCUCGUCUACAAGACUUCCUGUUGGACAGCACCAAUGAAAGCAGCCCAACAGGUCAGGGGGAGGGACUGCACAGCACAGUGAGCAGUGAGAGUGUGCUGACUGACCUGAGCGAGCAGGAGAUCACGGAAAUCUCCUCGCUGCACAGCGAGGACUCUGCUUCCGCCAUGCCCGACUCUAUAUCUAUGGCCUCCCUCUCCGCCUCCUACCAGCCACCCAGGGAACUUCCACACUACAACUCCCUGCCAAUUAAGAGCAGUCGCCACGGGCAGGGAGGGCGGAGUAAAGCCAAGGAGUUUUUGCGUCGCAUGGAAAUGAUGCGCACGUGGGGGCCGUCGACGAGGCGGAAAAGCUCAAACCGCAGGCCACCGCUGGUCAUCAGUGGGCCGGUGCUACAGGGGGAAGAGCCUCAGGCACUGCAGAUGCUCCAGUGUACUCCCAUCAGCCAAUUAGAACACAGCCCUAAACACAACCACCAGACUGAUGGUGACACUUCCCCUGUCUUUCUUACCAAUGACUGUAAAGACCAAUCCACGGUGAGUGUGAGCCCCAGCAGUGAGACAGUAGUGGCGCCGAGAGUGAAGGAGCCUGCAUGUACGAAACCCCGCACUGCCAACAAGAGAAGCAGCAUGUAUCUGGAAGAUAUGGAGCUGCCUUCUCAGGGUAAAAGGACUGAGGGGCAGAGCCAGUUUGGCAGAAACCAGUUUCACUCAUAUGAAAACCUCCUUGUUCACAUCCCCAAAGACCAUAAACCAGGCACCUUUCCCAAAGCUCUGUCCAUAGAGAGCCUGGCGCCUUCCCCUGAAGACAGGAACAAUGGCCUCCAGACACGGGCCCAAACGUCUCCACCUAAAAAUGGUCUGGGUGAGCCUUGGUCUGGUAAACCUUUGUCCAAGCCCCCCUGUCCUGGAGCUCCUCGGGGCAGCAGGGUGAGUGUUUACGACAACGUACCAGGCUCCCACCUUUACGCCAGCACGGGAGACCUGCUGGACUUGGAGAAAGAAGACAAUCUGUUCCCUCACCUGGACGACAUCAUCCAGCACGUCAGCGGAUUGCAGCAAAUAGUGGACCACUGGAGCCGCAGUGUGCUGCCUGAGGGUGAGACAGGGGAGGGGGAGGAGGAAGGGGAGGGCAGGACCACCCCCAGUGAAGGCGAGAGAGACGGCGUCUCCUUGAACGACACUGAUUCAACAGGGACCAGUCGGGAGAGGCGGGACUCUGGAGUUGGAGCCUCACUGACAAGACCACGUCUACGAUGGCCCAGUUUCAGAACCUCCGAUCAUCUCAACCAGCCGGCAUCUUCGUUACAGAUCAGCAGCCAAUCAGCGGGCCAGCUCAGCCUGCUGCAGAAGUUCUCUUUGCUCCGCCUCACAGCCAUCAUGGAGAAAUACUCCAUGUCUAAUAAACAUGGCUGGACAUGGUCUGUGCCCAAGUUUAUGAAGCGCAUGAAGGUGCCAGACUACAAAGAAAAGAGUGUGUUUGGUGUUCCCCUCAUCAUUCAUGUCCAGCGCUGUGGUUUUCCGCUCCCUCUGUGUUUACAGCAAGCCCUCAGCCACCUCAGAACACACUGUCUGGACCAGGUGGGAUUGUUCCGCAAGUCCGGUGUGAAGUCUCGUAUUCAGGCUUUGAGGCAGCAGUGUGAGCUGUCACCUGACUCUGUGACUUACGAGGACCAGUCAGCUUAUGAUGUGGCUGAUAUGGUCAAACAGUUCUUCAGGGACUUGCCGGAGCCUCUGCUAACAAGCAAGCUGGGGGAAACCUUCCUGCAUAUUUACCAGUAUGUCCCAAAGGAACAGAGGCUGCAGGCGGUCAGAGCGGCCAUUUUGUUGAUGCCGGAUGAAAACAGGGAGGUUCUGCAGACGUUGCUCUACUUCCUGCGCGAUGUCACUUCCUUGGUGGAGGAGAACCAGAUGACUCCGAUGAACCUGGCUGUUUGUCUGGGACCUUCGCUUUUCCACCUCAGCAUACUGAAGAACGAGACACUGUCACCGAGGUCAAUCCAGAGGAAGUACACCACAGGCCGCCCCGAUCAGAAGGACCUGAAUGAGAACCUGGCUGCCACGCAGGGUCUGUCCCACAUGAUCACAGAGUGCCAGCGUCUCUUUCAGAUCCCAGAGGAAAUGGUGACCCAGUCUCGCAACUCCUACAUGGAGGCUGAGUUGAUGGUGCCCCCGCUGGACGAGCUGUGCAAGGCUCACGAGGAGGAAGUGGACGAGGAUGAAGAAGAAGUGGACGAGGAAGGAUCCUACCAUGCGCAUCUAGAAAGGCUGGUCCAGAACCUGCUAGACGAGGCCAAAGAUAAGAGCAAAGGCUGGGUGUCUCGCUCAACUACUGACCAUACAGAACUGGCAUUUAAAAAGGUGGGAGAUGGUAACCCUCUAAGGCGGUGGCGAGUGUGCUUCGAGGUGUCAGCGACUCCCACUGAGGUGCUGCAUCGGCUGCUGAGAGAGCGCCCCCUAUGGCAGACUGAGCUACAGCAGGAGAAGGUUCUGGAGACACUGGAUAAACAGACAGACGUGUACCAGUACUCCUGCCAAAACAUGGCACCUCAACCCAGCUGUGACUACGUGGUACUAAGAUCAUGGCGCACAGACCCGUGUAAAGGCUCCUGCACGCUGGUGUGCGUCUCCGUCGAACAUGAUGACAGUCCACGCAUGGGAGCAGUGAGAGGGGUGGUGCUGGAGUCACAUUACCUCCUCGAGCCCUGUGGGACUGGGAGGACCAGGCUCACGCACAUCUCCAGAGUGGACCUCAGGGGAAGGUCUCCAGAAUGGUACAACAAGGCUUUUGGUCACCUGUGUGUUAAUGAAGCCCAGAUGAUCCGCUCCUCUUUUUUUCACUCGCUGGAUCAGACUAGCACUGAGGCCAAGAUCUGAACCCCAGACAUCAAGCCUUAUCCUGGGGCACACUUCCAGAGCAGCUGGGCCUGAGAAGCAGUGACCCAGGAUGCGAAUCAUCCAGGCAGUGGACUUUCAGUGGUGUUCUUUCAGGCUGCUGAGCCACGCUGAGCUCGACUGUACCAUACUGUACUGGGUUAUAGUCAUUCAUUCACAUACAGAGAAGGGAAGGAAGACUGUUUUUCUACUACUACUACUUAUUUAUUUCAUAAAUUAUGAUUUUCCAGGCACAUUUUCUAAAUAUGAAACAACUAAUUUGAUUUUCUUUGAGUAGACAUUGAUGUUUCAUAUAAUUGGCUCAUAACAAUGUGCAUUAUGGGAAGAAUGAGGUUGCGUAGACAAAGAGUAUUUUCAGUAUUUAUUGCUCUUGUACCUUUCAAAGAACGAUGGCAGCCAGCACCAGCAGGUGUGACAUGAGACUGUUUGUAGUGUUUGGGUUAAUGUUUACUCUGCAACACAAACAUGAUAUCACUUUCUUAAUCAUUGUAAUGGAGUAUCUACCAAAGGCAUGCACAUAACUGGACCUAAUAUUGUGGUGUGUACAAACAAAAAUGGCAUAAAAGUUAAAGUAGAAUAUCUGUAUUUAUAUUUGUAUUGAUGAAUUUGGGAAAUCUAUUUUAACCCCAUCUCUUCAAAUUUCACAUUUUACACCUGCUAGUGGAAUAUACAUUUAUUUGGUUGAAACAAUUUUUUAAAAGACCUGAAAAGGCGGGGACACAUCCAUCCAUCCAUCUAUCCAUUAUCUGUAAGCGCUUAUCGUCAUCGGAGUCGCAGGGGGCUGGAGCCUCUCACAGCUGACUUAGGGUUAGAGGCGACUCUCCAACUUUUUUACUCUUCUUACAAAAGCACUUAUCCUACACUUCUUCUAUGAGUAAAGAUGCAUAAAUCGCAGUGCUUCCUGUCCUCAGGAAUGACCAGGACCAGUACAGUAUGGGUACACAUCAGCAUUUCGUUGUGAAGAGAGCACACAAGGAAUCUGGAUCACAGAAACACUCAUCGGGUCCAUAAAUGUUCUCCAACCCUGUUAUGGAUACAUUUUGUUGGAUAUCACUGUUCAUUUAAUUCUCUGUCACUAUUUUUAAUGUUAAUCUUAUCGAAAUGUUAUUUUAACGUUAUUAUUGUCAUUAUAUCGCUGUAUAUGUUAUCACUUUGCUUGUUUGUUUGUUUGUUUUUUUGCUGUCAUGUUAUACAAUGUCUAAGACAUGUGACCAUUUCACUGCUUCUGGGAAGCAUGUUUGAAAUUGUGUGUGCGUGCGUGUGUGCGCGUGUGUGUGCAUGAAUGUGCCCGUGUAUCUGCAUUUUACAUAUGCCUACAGCCUGUAUUGUAAAUAUAUAUGACGCUUUCUGUGCCAGCAGAUCAAACAUCAUAGCUUUUGAGGGACUUCCUAUCAUAUUGAUAUGCUGAAAUGUGAACUUCUCACACGCCAUCCUACUAAAGCAAUAGCAGACUAGAAGCUCGCUCAGCCAUGGCACCGCCUUGGCUUUUUUUGUUGUUUCGUCUGUAGGCAGCGUUGCUAUGGUGUUGCUAUGAUACAAUAUCUCUACAGUGCCACCUAACUCCUGCGUGGUCGCUGUUUUUUUUCUGGAGAGUAGUGUGGCAUGUGUGCGUAUGUGUGUGUAAAUAUGUGUGUAUGAGAGAGACUAAAAGACAAAAGUGUGAGUGACUCUGACGUGAGCCGUCAACUGUGUGGGUGGAUGGAGGCUCCAAACCUAGCUGAGUAGCUGAGACCAGGUCUGCUUGGUUAUUUCUGACAAAGUGUCAGAGAACAGAACUGUUGUUUCUAAACAAGAGAAUAAAAAAUCUGAGAAAUCAA